Messenger RNA from Xylaria bambusicola, 1667 nucleotides. Its product is annotated as putative oxidoreductase. Lineage: Eukaryota; Fungi; Ascomycota; Sordariomycetes; Xylariales; Xylariaceae. Gene Ontology annotation, cellular component: cytosol. The transcript has 4 exons. Bases 332 to 1297 code for a protein of 321 amino acids. The record is from RefSeq and is a predicted model, not a curated record.
UACCGUCCGCCGACUAUCCGCUCAGGUCCAUUGCAACGCCACCCACAUAUACUUCUCCGCACCGACCUUCCGACCAUCCGACUAAUUAAUAACUACCGGUGCUACUGCAGGCCUAAGGCGGCGCCAUUAUUGGGUCACUGUCUGCCUAAUGAAGAUGGCGUUUAGUUACUCUACGACCUACGACAACUGUGCCAUUCCAUUCCCCCCCUUCUCCUAAGGCUCUCUUUCUCAAUAUCAGACUUGUAUUGUUCAAGUCUCACUAGCGUUCAUUUGCUACCAAGUUCAAGAUCAAGUCACAAAGAAAAAAAAAGAAAGAUUACGACUACGCACAAUGCCGCAGCUUCUUUUCGGCACAGCCUCUUUUGGCAUGCCCAUGACCAAGUUUGAGGAUGUGGAAAGUGUAAAGGAACUCCUUAAGACGCUCCGUGACCUUGGCAUUAAUCGCUUAGAUUCUGGCGCUCGAUACCCUCCCCCUAAACCUGGCCGGGCAGAGGAACUUAUUGGAGAAGCGAGUGAUCUCAGCAAAGACUUCAUCGUUGACACCAAGGUCUAUACCGACACUAAAACCGAUGGCAGUGGGGACUUGACUGUAGAGGCCAUCGCAUCCUCUACCUCCCAAAGUCUACAGCGCCUAAAGCGCCCUGAGGGUGUGAAUAUACUUCAUAUUCAUCGUGCUGACCCUUCCACACCUCUGGAAGAGCAACUUCGAGGAUUCCACGAGCAAAUUUCCCAGGGCCAUUGCAAGAAAUGGGGCGUCUCGAAUGUCCCCAUACCAACGCUAGAGAAAAUGCUUCAACUAUGUGAGCAGAAUGGUUGGGAAAAGCCAAGCUGCUACCAGGGCCCAUACAACCUAGUAACGCGCGGUAUGGAGAAAGAGCUGCUGCCACUGCUACGAGCUCAUGGUAUCGCCUUUAACGCAUUCCAGUCACUGGCAGCGGGGUUCUUGACAGGCAAGUUAGUCAACGACCAGCACGCUGGGACUCGCUUCGGCGAUGAUCACCCCCUCGGCGCGAUCGCACGCAAGAUGUUUGGAGGGGAAGACCUGCUUGCAGCAAUGAAAAAGUUCGAUAAAGAUGUGAAAGCUCUCGGUCUUACCCCCCUGGAAGUCGCAGCACGGUGGAUCACGCAUCACUCAGCCCUGGGCGACGACGACGGGGUCCUCUUAGGGGCCAGCAAGAGUGACCAGAUUGUUGAUACCGUCGGUAUAAUUCGCAAAGGACCGUUACCAGAUGCUGUGCUUCCUUUUGUAGAUGAGCUAUGGGAUGCGGUGAAAGAGACACGCGGAGCUAUUCUGUGAAUUUACUGUUUAGUGCCUCAUCCGCUAAGCAGAAGGAGAUCCUCGGCAUAUCACAGUAAUCUUAACCUACCAUAGUACUACGUAGAAUAGCAUGUAUUUACUCUGGGGUGUACUAAGAAAACUGCAACGGCCGAUACUUACUGGGAUAAUUUCUGGCUAAGAAAGUCCUAUGCUCUAGCGUGCUUUUAGGCAACACUGGUGAACAGAACAUCGACCUUGUGAAUCUGGUGAUGUCACUCUUGAAUUUUGCACUGAAACACAGGCAUUGAUUAGAGACAAAUUACCUCCUGGCGAAGAGUGGCGGCACGAACCGUGAAGAAUCAGCGAGGAUUAGGCACUUAGUUUGAUUUCAAAUCACCAUGACAUAUUC